UCCUUGGGGAUCCCUCUAUGUCCCCAACCCACUCUGACCCCCCUGACUCCCCCUCGUGUCCCCCCAGUUCUGAGGAGCAGCUGAAGCAGCGCCUGGCAGAGGCUGAGGCUGAGCUGGUGACACUGCGGGCACGUGUGGCCGUGGCCGAGCUCCGGGCUCAGGAUGUUUCCCGCGCAGCUGAGCUGCAGCUGCAGGGCCUGCGCCGCCAGCUUGAGCAGGACAAGGCUCAGGUGCAGGCCCAGGUGACAUCGCUGCUGGGGGAGCUCCGAGAGAGCCAAAAUCGCCUGGAGCGUAGCCGGGCAGAGCGGGAGCACCUGGAGCGCAGGGCCCGCAGUGAUGCCGAGCGGUGCCAGCAGCUGGAAGAGGUGACCCAGGGCCACCAGGUGCAGCUAGAUCAGCUUCGGCUCCAGGUGACCAACCUGGAAACUGCCCUGAGGGUGGAGCGGCGUGGGGCCACCGAGGAGAAGCGGAAGCUGGUGCAGCUGCAGGCCGCAUACCAUCACCUGUUCCAGGAGUAUGACGCCCACAUCAAGGCCAGCCUGGAGGGGGACAAACGGAGCCAGGUGACGCAGGAGCAGCUCCGGGCGGCCGAGGCCGCACUGGCCCUCAAGCAGGACCUGAUCGAUCACCUCAAAGCCGAGGCCGAGCGCCAGCGGGCGGCCUUGGAGACCAUCCCGGUGCUGCAGGCCCAGGCCGACAUCUAUAGGGCGGAUUUUGAGGCGGAGCGCGCGGCGCGGGAGCAGCUGCAUGGGCAGAGGGAGGCACUGCAGGAGGAGCUGAACCAGCUGCGGCUGCGCCUUGGCGGGGAUGGGGCCCGGGCCCGUCUGGAGGAGAUGCGGAACCGGCACUCAGAGCCGCCCCCGGCACCGGUCCCAGGAAGGGGUUUUGGGGGGCUCCUGCCCCUUGCUGAGGAAGGGCCCGACCUGUGCUGCCCCAAGUGCCAGUACAAGGCUCCGGACAUGGACACACUGCAGAUCCAUGUCAUGGAUUGCAUCAAGUGAGGGAGGGGCCAAAACCCUCCCCAGCACCCCAAAAACACCCUCAGGGGCACGCCAAAACCCGCAGGAGUCUCAACCCAGGGGGAACCCCAAACCUCCCCUGAAAACCCCCUAAUAUUCUUCUGGGAAUCUCCUCACUGGAUCUACAUCAGCUGGAUCAGGUCGGGGAGGGAGCACCCUAAAAUCACCCCCAGGAUCCUCAGCCUGGGGUUUUAGGGCUUGGAAACCCCAAAGACCCUCAGAUAUUCUUCUGGGAAUCCCCUCACUGCAUCAACAUCAGGGAUUGAAUCACCCCAAAAUAUCCGCAGGAACCCCAAAACACCCUUAGAAACACCCCAAAACCCCACUGGGGAGGUCCCCCACCCUCCCAAAUCUCUUGGACUCCGGCUCUAAUGUGGGAGGACCCCCAAACACCCCCUAGGACCCAUCUGGGGUUUUGGCGUCUUCCCCCCAUCAAUAAACACCCAAAUUUGUCUGAAA
Cyanistes caeruleus (blue tit) is the source of this 1478-nucleotide messenger RNA. The record is from RefSeq and is a predicted model, not a curated record. NCBI's taxonomy places the organism in Eukaryota, Metazoa, Chordata, Aves, Passeriformes, Paridae.